UUUGGACCAGACCUUCAGUCGUUUCGGAGACACUGCCCCGCACACACUUUUCGAAAUUUUCGUCUGUCGAAAUUUGUUAUUUUCCUUUUUUUUUUUUUUGAAUUUUUUUUUUGAGAAGUGUUUUCGAGUUUCGGACCAAAAAUAAUCUCAAAUAACUUCGCGGACAAUGGCGAAUCCCAGGUCGAGCAGCGGUAACAAGUCCAGCAAGAGCAGCAAAGGGCAUCACCAUCGGCACACGCAGCAGAACGCGCAGCAGACCCCGCAGCAGCAGCAGCAGGUGGACGCCUCGCAGCAGUCGCAGGUGACCCCCUCGCCCGUGGCCGCCACUGCACUGGAGUCCCCCACUGCCGUGCCCCUCGCCGCCCACCCCUCGGCGGACACUUUGGCCCUGGCGGCCGCCGUCGCCGCUUCGGUCCCGGGCGCCCCCCUGGCUCAACCCGCUGCCGAUCGCCGCGCCUCAACGCCGCCGGCGGUGGUGACGCCAACCGAGAGCAUUCCGGCGGACGGACCCGAGAACCUGGCCACUUCGCGAACGGCUUCGGCGGCGGCUCCUGCCGCGGAGCACAGACGCGGCUUCUUCCAGAGGUUCUUUGGCUGGAGCUAAUAAUGGCAAUGGAAUGGAUUCCCCUCCUGACUUCCUGAAAAUAUUCUCACUUUGGGCAACGUUUCGAGUCUCCUUCGAGCGAUAAUUAAAUUAUAUUCUACCUAAUCGAGUUAUCUAUAUCUCUACUGCCAAUUAUACAGAUAUUGACCAGCA
Messenger RNA from Drosophila ficusphila, 757 nucleotides. RefSeq lists its product as uncharacterized. Lineage: Eukaryota; Metazoa; Arthropoda; Insecta; Diptera; Drosophilidae. The record is from RefSeq and is a predicted model, not a curated record.